Messenger RNA from Phyllopteryx taeniolatus (common seadragon), 4945 nucleotides. It is a transcript of the gene paqr3a, whose product is annotated as progestin and adipoQ receptor family member IIIa. Gene Ontology annotation, cellular component: membrane. Bases 306 to 1262 code for a protein of 318 amino acids. Gene Ontology annotation, molecular function: signaling receptor activity. The transcript has 8 exons. Lineage: Eukaryota; Metazoa; Chordata; Actinopteri; Syngnathiformes; Syngnathidae. The record is from RefSeq and is a predicted model, not a curated record.
CAUUGUUGACGUCAAUACUGAUUUGGAAGAUAAAAUUUAAAGUUGAUCGUUGCUGGGUACCAUUCCAAGUUACGGUUUAACGAUUUGAUUCUUUCAAAUGUUCAGUGUGUUUAGUGAGACCCAAAAAUGGAACGAAGUGCACAUUCAUAAAGUUGAACGAACCCACUUUCCACCUCUCCUUCGUCUUCGACCCACAGCAGCUGAAUUUCCACUGCCGCCCUGUAGGUUAACAGCCACAUUGUUAACCCGGGCCACGACCGAUCCGUCCCUCCUUAGGUCAGAAGAAAGCAUCCCCCACCGCCGUGAUGCCUCAGAAGGGCCAGAAGAGUGCCCAGACCACCCACUACAUCGAGCUGGGGGGCUACCAGUACUGGCCGGUGCUGGUGCCCCGUGGGAUCCGCCUGUACACCUACGAGCAGAUCCCGGGGUACCUGCGCGAGAACCCCUACAUCACGGACGGAUAUAGGGCAUACCUGCCCUCCAGGCUCUGCAUCAAAAGCCUAUUCAUCCUGUCCAACGAGACGGUGAAUAUCUGGACUCACCUGCUGGGCUUCCUGCUCUUCUUUUUCCUGGCUGUGUACCACAUGGCGCAGGUUCUGCCCCAGCUGGGAGCAUCACGCGAGGACUAUGUCAUCUACUCAGUCGGCCUUUUCUGCUUCCAGCUAUGUCUGCUUUGCUCCGCGGGCUACCACGUGUUCUGCUGCCACCGCUCGGAGAAGACGAGUCGGCGCUGGAUGGCGCUGGACUAUGCCGGCGUGUCGGUGGGCAUCCUGGGCUGCUAUGUGCCUGCCGUCUUCUACGCAUUCUACUGCAAUAAUUACUGGCGUCAGGUCUACCUGGUGACAGUGUUGGCCAUGAUCCUGGCUGUGUUCCUGGCACACAUCCACCCAAACUACCUGAGCAAGCAGUGGCGCCGCCCUCGAUCGCUGGCCUUCUGCGCGCUGGCGUCGUGCGGUCUGGUGCCCGUUGUGCACUGGGUCUGCGACGCUGGCGGAUUUUCCUCGGAACUCGUGCAAGCAUUCAUCCCCCGUGUGUUGGUCAUGUAUUUGAUGGCGGCAUUGGCGCUGCUCUUCUAUGUCUCCAAAGUGCCUGAACGAUAUUUCCCAGGCCAGCUGAACUACGUGGGCUCGAGCCAUCAGCUGUGGCACGUGCUGCUGCUGCUCAUGUUCUACUGGUGGCACCAGUCGUCCUGUUUCAUCAUGGCCUACAGACACAGCCGGCCCUGCCCUGCGGACCUCGUUGACACCAACGUGCACUCCUAGCCACCAUGAAAGACAACUACACGACACUCUUUGUAUACAUUGUAAGAAUGUACUGCAACACUAUCCUACAUGGUCCUGACUAUGACUGUAUUAAACUACAGUAGGUUGACUGACUGACUCAACCAUUGAAGACUAGACUAUCCUACCCUGUCCUAGACUAUUACAGAGCGCGAACCAAGCAGCUUUUUUUUUUUUUUUUUUUUUUUAAACUAUGUAGUGUCUAUUUCAUCACGGUGGCCGGACACAGCGCCACGCUGGCCAGUAGAGUCGGACAUUUGAUUGAUGAUCCUGAACAUUAAAUUGGGGAAACUAUGCAAAACUAUAAGAAUUUGAGAAGGGAGCCAAUACAUUUUACAGCACUGUAUGACUAGACUAUCUUACCUUGUACUAGAGUAGACUAUUGCUGUACUAAACUAUGUUAUGAGACUGGAAUAGACUACAUUACAAUAGACGACGACAACUGUCCCAUACUUGACUAUCCUAGACUACUACUACUAUCCAAUGAAAACCCAUUUGUUCUCCCUGGUUUUCUCUUCUUUCUGGAUGAGAGUUUGUAGUGUUAUUUUAUUGGGUUUUUGUAAACAGUGUUAUAUUUUAUAUCCUCUGAUGUACAGCACUUUAGUCAACUCUGUUGUUUUUAAAUGGGCUUUAUAAAUAAAUGGGCUUUAUAAAUAAAUUGGAUUGUGCUAGACUAGACCAUUACUGUACUAGACUGCUAAAGUACCAUAGACUAGACCACAAUACACUCAACUAAAUUCAAUAAGACUAUCCCAUCCGUGUCUAAACUAGACUAUUCUGUCUACACUGUCCUAGACUAAUACCAUACUGGACUAUGCUAGACUGGUCUAGGACUAUUCUAGACUGGAAUAGUCUACGCUACAAUGGACUCAACCAUACCACAUACAACUAGACUAUCCCAUCCUUGCGUAAACUUGACGAGCAUACCCUGUUCUAGAUUAGACCAUUACAAUGCUAGACUAGUCUAUGACUCCAUGUCAUUUCUUAACAGAAGCUGUAAUGCUUGUUUGUUUUUUCCCAGCAUGCACUGCCGCUGCCGAGCCCAUGGGUUCAGGACAAGAGACAAUGGCCGUCAUGUUAGCAUUUCACAUGCUAGCCAAUCUUUACAUAGUGCUCAAUAACCUUACAUGGUCAAUGAGGACAUCAACUCGGAAAGACCAAAAAAUUGGUUGCUACUGAACCUGCGUGACUGAUAAGGAUGCUAAUUCCAAACAUUUCUUUGCUAUCAACUGAACAAAAGAACUGAGCGACUUAACGAAGGAGCCUGGCGCUAACACUGUAGUAAACGGGAACAAACAAAGAUUGUUAGCAUGUCGUUAUUAUCGUUGUUUUUGUAACUAUGGAAACUCGGUGGAGGUUUUAUAAAGGUGCUCCUUUAUGUGAGAAAAUCUGAGAAACACUGUUCUUAAAGGGCCUUGUCUACUCUCUCCUAGACUAAAUGAGAGAGGAAUAUACAAGUCUUAACUAUCCCCCGUUAGUCUAAAACUGACUAUUCUAACUGAUCCUAGACUAGAUGACAACUAUUUUAGGACAGAGUAUUACUCAACUCCAAUAUGAAUCAGAUCACAAUAGACUCAAUCAUAGAUAAGACUAUCCCCAUCCUUGUCUAAACCAGACUAUCCUACCCUGUGCUAUACCAUGCUAGGCUUGACAAUAUUUGACUCAAGUACAGUGCCCUCCAAAAGUAUUGGAACGGCAAGGUCAAUCCCUUUGUUUUUGUUGAAUACUGAAGACAUUUGGGUUUCAGCUCAAAAGAUGAAUGAGUUCAGAAUUUCAGCUUUUAUUUCACGGUACUUACAUCUAGAUGUGUUAAACUCAGGACAGAGCACCUUUUGUUUUAAGCCACCCACUUUUCAAGUGAGCAAAAAUAUUGGAACAGACAUUAAUUAACGAAGUGAAUAACAUUUAAUAUUUGGUAGCGUAACCCUUACGUGCAAUAACUGCAUCAAGCCUGUGACCCAUUGACUUCAACAAACUGUUGCAUUCUUCAUUUGAAAUGCUUUUCCAGGCCUUUACUGCAGCCUCUUUCAGUUCUUGUUUGUUUCUGGGAGUUUCUCCUUUCAGUCUCCUCUUCAGGAAGUAAAAUGCAUGCUCUAUUGGGUUAAGGUCGGGUGAUUGACUUGGCCAGUCUAAGACCUUCCAGUUUUCCCCCCCGAUGAAGUCCUUUGUUGUGUUGGCAGUGUUUUGGGUCAUUGUCUUGUUGCAUGAACCAGCUUCUCCUGAUUAGUUUGGAUGCAUUUGUCAGUAAAUUACCAGACAAAAUGGUUUUGUAGACUUCAGAAUUCAUUCUGCUGUUACCAUCAUGAAUUACAUCAUUAGUAAAGACUAGUGAGCCCAUUACAGAAGCAGCCAUGCAAGCCCAAGCCAUGACAUCACCUUCACAGAUGAGCUUGUGUGUUUUGGAUCAUAAGCAGAUCCUUUCUUUCUCUUUCCAUCGCUUUGGUAGAGGUUAACCUUGUCUCAUCAGGCCAUAAAACCUUGUUCCAAAACCUUAGUGGCUCAUCUCUGUACUACUUUGCAAAAUUCAAUCUGGCCUUCCGAUUCUUUUUGCUGAUGAGUGGUUUGCAUCUUGCGGUAUGGCCUGUAUAGUUCUUCUCUCAGUCUUGUGUGAUACCUUCACCCCUGCCCUGUGGAGGUUGGCAGUGGUGUCUCUCGCCAUGUUUCUGUCAUCAACUGCUGUUGAUACCCUUGGUCGACCUAUUCGAUGUCUGAUGCUCAUUAUACCAGUAGUUUGGCUUUUUCAGGACAUUCCAAAUUGUUGUAUUGGCUAUGUACAAUGUUUGUGCAAUAGCUCUGAUUGAUUUGACCUAUACUCUCAGAUUCCCAUAGACAGCUCUAUGGUCUUUGUGUUUGCUUAACUCAUUCAGUCCCAGCCUUCCCAGUUAACAUUGAUAUUUGACUUCUAAAGGCACCAAUGGCAGUGAAUCUGUUAAGAGCAAAUGCAGUUUCCACAGGUGAAACCCAAAACCAAAAACAAGAACUAUCUAAUGUUUAAGCAAUCAAUUUGAUUGAAUCCUGAGCAGCUGGAAACACCCAUUAGUCACGUUCCAAUACUUUUGCUCACUUGAAAAAUGGGUGGUUUCAAACAAAUUUUGCUCAGUCCUGAGUUGUUUAACACAUCUAGAUGGAAAUAAAAGCUAGAAUUCUGAACUUUUGUCUUACAUUCAUCUUUUGAUCUGAAACCCAAAUGUCUUCAGUAUACAACAAAAACAAAGGAAUUGACCUUGCCGUUCCAAUACUUUUGGACGGGACUGUAUGUAUGGCAACAGUAUCCCAUCCUUCUGUUAAUUUGACUAGACAAGGCAGAGUAGAUCAUUACUCAGUGGUGGGACCAAGUCAUUGCUUUGCAAGUCCCAAGUCGACGACUUGGGACAUGACGAUAAAGUCUUGAGUGACUUAGUCCCACCUCUACCAUUACUAGAUGAGACUGGGCAAGUCUACGUAUUCAGAAUAGACUAGACCACAGGUGUCAAACUGGUGGCCCGUGGGGCCAGAUCCGGGCUGCAACAUAAUUUUAUGUGGCCCGCGAAAGCAAAUCAUGUGUGUCGACUUCAUGUUUCUUGUGAAAAUACCAAAAUCGGUGUCUUUACUUGUAUAAUGUUGAGAUAUUGCAAGUAUUUUAUGUUACCAAUCACCUUUUUUAAAUAAAUGUAAUAAUUGUUGAA